CUCCCGACUCCUCGAGUCUCGAGGCAGCAUCGAGCUCAAGGCUAGCCUCGCCCGGCCCAUAACCCACGAAUUCAACCUAAUCACGGCCCGUCCCCGACAUGAUUUGAGCACAGUCGGAAACAACGCAGCCGGUGGAUUACUGUGCAUUGCCUGCAUUCACCGUACGCAUGUGAUUCGCGCUGUAGUAUUCGUGCUUAUUGGAGUGAUCAGCCCAAGUCCCAGACGUCCCUCCCGAGCCUUCGACUCGACUCGCAGUCCCCGCAGCGCCAAAGCAACGCGAAUCUAGGCCCUUACGACGGAAGUCGCAGAUUCCCGAGUAUGUCCUCGGCCGAGGAAGCACCAGCAUCGUUGCUGGCCUUAUUACGAGAUCAGGCUCAUGCGUCGAAAUCGCCAUCGAAGUUCUUGACUCCCAAAAGCCGGCAGGUAGAAGAGUCCCUUUUCGAUGACAGCCCCAGCUUUGGGUAUCUUGAGAAGCUCACUUCGCUAUCGUUGUCUUCCAUCCAAGCACUGCCUCCCUCGCUUGCACAAGAUGCGCAAAGCCUGCAUAGCUCUCUCUCAUCACUAUGUUUGCGGCAUGCAAACACUUUCAUCAGAGUGCACGAUGCGAAUUCAUCGCUCCUUCCGGCGCUUGCUGCUGCUGAGACCGAGCUCGAUGCGAUGCUCGAUCUCCAAAUCGAUCAACUUGCAGACAAAGUCGAGACCUUCCAGGCCAACGCAGAGCAUCCUCUUGAUCGACGGCGGAGUAUCGCAGAGUUAAUGAGUAUACACGAAGACAGCCUCAGCGGCCUACUCGAUGUGCCACACUUGGUGCAACUCUGCAUCAGCGCUCGUCGCAUAGAUGAGGCUUUACAGCUUUCAGCGCACCUCACUAACUUCUUCAGCUCUGUGCAGGACAAUGCACGUGAAUUAGACGUAGGUCAAGAAGGGUUUGAAGUCAUUCGCGAGCUUCUACGCGAGGUCAAGCAGUCCCUCACCGGCCUACAGCAACAUCUCAUUCAAUCAUGGUCAGGGCCAGGGCUCAAACUUCCUUCCGCAAAGCGCGCGUUGUCGCAGCUCAAGUUGCUUGCUGUCAUCAGCGAUGAGAUCGGAGCGUCCGAUCGGCAAGAACAGCACGCUAAGGGUACUCUCAACCACGCGAAACUACACCUCGCUUUCUUGCGUGCCAGAACAAGCGUCGUCCAAGGCCGGCUCAUUGAUGCGCUUCACCAACGCAACCAUGAGGUUGAACACCUCGCGAAGGCUGCCAAAGUCUCCCCUGCCGAAUCGGGCGCUCUCGUUAACGCGCUGGCGGACACCCUUCGGAAAUAUAUCAACAUCUGGCGAGAAGGUGUGCUCGACGUGCUAAGCAUGGCAACUGCGCUCUUUGGAUCCGAGUCGGUUAAAGGACACCGUAGCGUGUCCGAGGAUCUAAUCAUCCAUACGCAAGGUCUUACCUCCUCGGCGGCAGAUUUUUUCAGUAGUCAACUCGCACAGACACUUUCGAAGCAUCUGGGUCUUUGUCUGCAGGUCCGAAUGCGCUCAGAAACGCGUUUACUCCUCGCCGAACACCUAGCCGAUCUGCAUAGACAGCUCCGCUACGCUUCCAUAGCCUGCUCCCGAUUCGGCUUCGACUUUGCGCCCGUCCUUCGACGAGCGGCAUCAACAUCUGGUGAGCGGCUAACGACGCUUGAAGGCAUUGGCAUACAGCUAUUCGAGCAGUCCGUUGUAGAGGCGGAAGAGAGUAUCUCCAAAGAUAUGAGUGCUGGCUUGGACAAAGUCAUCGCGGCAUGUUCCAUCUUGAACAUCCUUGCCGCUUCGGGGAUGGAAAAUGAGCAGGUGAACCAGGAAGCGCCGCCUUCCUAUGUGUCGUGGUAUUCCAUUCUGGCACGCUAUUGCAACGGACUGGCGGACGCACUCACUGCCCUCGCAGCCUUCGCGCCUCUGACUUCCAAGCGUGCGACGAAUCAGAUCUUGCAACGCUCGCUCGAGCAGAUCAGCUCGAGAUGGACUGACGCAUUGGACGUCCUGCAAGGGCAAAAUACGCUCUCCAGCGGCCUGUCGCCUCAGAUUUCAACAGCGCUUUCAUCAGAUGAGGAACUCACGAUGGAAGAAGUCGCAGUGAGGCACAAGGAAGCUACAGAGCUCUUGACUGCAAGGCUUGUCUCAUGUUGGGCUACAACUAUCACUCCAUGGGCUCUCAACGCAUUGCACAAGGGCAUUUACAAUUCCUCCCACGAUAUCGCCGGUGUGGGUUCCUCAACAUCCGCAGAACACUUGGUGGAUUGGGCUCAGACUAAGGAGAAAGCUUGGAGUAGUGCCGAAGAGGAGCGGCAAAAGCUAUUGCAGCAACGUCGUCGAGACAAGGAGGAAGCUGAAGCUGCGGCUGUGGCUGCGAUCGAAGAUGAACGCCUUGCACAAGAAGCAGCAGAGGUGGAGGCGCGCAGGCUUGCCGAGGAGCGCGCAGUUCAACUCGGGGCCGAAGCAGCAGCGAAGCGCAAAGCUGAAGCAGAUGCAAAGGCAGAGGCGAAACGGAAAGCAGAGGAUGAAGCAGCUGCUGUGGCUGCUGCGGUAGAAAGAGAGCGCAAAGCUGAAGAAGAGGCUGAAGGGAAGCGCAGGAAGGAAGUGCAGGAAGGGGCGAGGCGUGAAGCUAAUGCGGCACCAAAAGCGAGACCAGAGGCUGAAGCUGAGGCCAAAGCAGCAGCAGAAGCCGAAGCGAAGGCGAAGGCAAAAGUGGAAGCAGAAGCGAAAGCCAAGGGAGAAGCUGAAGCAAAAGCAAAAGCUGAAGCUGAAGCGAAAGCAGCAGCCGAAGUGGCAGAGGUAGGACCCAAAGCAGAAGCCAAGGUAAAUACAAAGGUCAAAGAAGAAGCGGAGGCAAAAUCAGACGCAGGAGCAAAGCUUAAAGCUGAGACGAAUGUAACGCAGAAGGGAGCGGAAGAGCUGGCUGCUCGAAGGCAAGCGGAAGAAGAGAAGGCUGCUGCACCUGUAGCUGCCGAAGCGGGUAGAUCGCGAUCUGAAGACGCAGUAGCAGCAAUCGACAGACAUGCUAAGAAUGACGUCAAGGGACAAGAUGAAGAACACCAGGUUGAUGAGCGUACUCAGCCUCAGGAGGCGCCCAGCACCAGCGCGCCGCCGAGCGGCACGCAGACGCCAGCUGACGCCACGGAAGGAGAGUAUGGAGACGAAGGCGGCGAGCCCGAACCGCCAGUAACUCCAACCAGCCAGAGAAACAAAAAUGCAAAAAAGAAGCAGAAGAAGAAGCAGAAGAGGGCUGAAGCGGCGGCGGCAGCCGUGGCAGAACAGCAGAAGAAAGCCGCUACUGCGUCGACGUCCCUGCCCGAAUCGGCCCAGUCGUUGUCGUCAGCGACCGAGUCUCAAUGUAGCACUGAGCAAAAGGAGCCUGCGAAAGAGGAAGUCGCGGCGUCUGCACCUCCAGCCAAGCCAACGGGUAAGCUGUCUCUCGCCGAGAAGCUCAAAAUCAAGCAGGAGCAGCGCCAACGAGAACAACAGAUUGCUGAAAAGCGAACGUCCUAGCGCAAGCGAGGCCAGCAAGGCCAUGUUAGGCUAUGUUGUAUCCUACAGAUUACAGCCGUG
Messenger RNA from Tilletiaria anomala UBC 951, 3570 nucleotides. RefSeq lists its product as uncharacterized. The record is from RefSeq and is a predicted model, not a curated record. NCBI's taxonomy places the organism in Eukaryota, Fungi, Basidiomycota, Exobasidiomycetes, Georgefischeriales, Tilletiariaceae. Gene Ontology annotation, cellular component: COG complex. Bases 319 to 3510 code for a protein of 1063 amino acids. Gene Ontology annotation, biological process: intra-Golgi vesicle-mediated transport. The transcript is spliced from 2 exons.